GAACCAGCCGCCCGGGAAGAGCAAGUCACUGCUGGUGCGCUAGGAACCCACUCGGAGCCUCAAAUGGGGUCGACCUACUUAACUGGAAAGGGCAGCCAUUGCCCUGGACUGGGAUGCGCUUAGAUUGGUGGAUUCCGAUGUGGCUUCAAAGGAGCCUCUCCUUUGAUUGGUCGGGAAAGUCAAGCGGGAACCCGGAGAAUACAGAAUCUAACAAUAUGGAUCCAGAAAAUGUGGAAUCUCAAAAUGAAAAAGUGGUGGAAAGGGAUACGCUUUCUUCAGUUUCUGCUCUGCAAGCCCUCUCUAAACUACUUCAUCCUGAAGAAGAGCCUGAUGUUGAAUUUGAACAGUCAAUUUAUGCAUCAACUACUGGAGCCAUGGGCCCUGGGAAUAUUGGGCCACCAAAGAAAGAAGAAGCAAAAAUCAUGCCUCAAACCAGUGCUGAAAAGAGUGAAGAUAUUUGGAAUCCGGAAGAGGUCCCAGAAGGAGCAGAACAUGAUGACCUGUGGGAUGCUAGAGAAAUCCCUGAGUAUGAGAUUGUAUUUAAACAACAGGUGGGAACUGAAGAUCUGUUCCUAGGACUGACCAGAAAGGACUCAUCAACAGCAUGCUGUGAGGAUCUUGUGGUUAAAAUUAAACUGCCGAAAACAAACCCAUCUGACAUUAAAAUGGAUAUCCAGGAAAUGAUUCUUGACCUUCGUACUCCUGAUAAGAAACUACUGUUACCUCUUCCUCAUCCUGUUGAAUGCAAUAGUGCCAAAGCUGUCUAUCUCCCAGAACUUGAGAUGCUCGAAGUCACCAUGCCCAUGAAAAGAGAGUUGGAUUUUGUUAAUUUUGCAUGAAACUAAAUAAAUCAAGAAGAGAAGUGA
Molecule: messenger RNA, 866 nt
Organism: Echinops telfairi (small Madagascar hedgehog)
Lineage: Eukaryota; Metazoa; Chordata; Mammalia; Afrosoricida; Tenrecidae
Gene: DNAAF6
Product: dynein axonemal assembly factor 6
Exons: 7
Coding region: 114-839 (241 amino acids)
Biological process (GO): axonemal dynein complex assembly; flagellated sperm motility
Cellular component (GO): cytoplasm
Molecular function (GO): protein-folding chaperone binding; dynein intermediate chain binding
Source: RefSeq, a predicted model, not a curated record